Messenger RNA from Ostreobium quekettii, 2454 nucleotides. The record is from the annotation of a GenBank genome assembly. NCBI's taxonomy places the organism in Eukaryota, Viridiplantae, Chlorophyta, Ulvophyceae, Bryopsidales, Ostreobiaceae.
AUGAAGCUUCAACUCCAUAUGAUUUGGGGCACUUUUGCACGUUGGCUGCUGCUUUCCCGUAUCUUUGUUGAAGCUGGGAAAUCAUCCAGUGCCCAGGUGCAGGAGCUGCCAAACGAGGCCUCUGAACUUAGCUCAAGACCGGGGGCAACGAUAUUGGACUACAACCUAGCUGCUGGUCUGCUUGAAGAAGCUGUGAGGCUGACCAUCGAUGAGGGAAACAACAUCACAGAGCACCGAAGCACCCUCACUGAGAUAGCCAAAACUCUUGAGAACGCCCCAGGCGGGCUGCGCAACCUGUCAUUGUCUUUGCAUCUCUUCAGAAAAGCAGCAGAACUGGGCGAUCCAAAAGCCCACGGAGAAAUGGGUACAAGAUUCAGCUAUGGGUUGCAGGAUGAAUCCACAGCAGCACCGGGCAAGUUGAUUGGCUUUUCAAAGUCUGACUUGCCUCAGGCACUGCUGCACUACACCUUUGGUGCAUUUGGGAACGAUGCAGUAUCUCAUAUGGCUCUGGGCUACCGCCACAUGACAGGCCAUGGCGCCCCUCAAAGCUGUCCUACUGCUGUGUCUUACUACAAUGCAGCAGCUGAGCGUGUGCUUGAACUUGGCAGGGUUCCUGGGGCCUUGCCACACAUUGAGAAAGUUAGGCUUAGUGUGAGGAGCCUACAGGGGCUCAGGAGUGCGAGAGAGCAGCAGUGGUUGCAGUUCUACCAGAGCAUUGCAGACAUGGGGGAUGUUGAUGCUCAGGCAGCAGUAGGUGAACUGUUUCUGUAUGGGACUCAUGGCCUUGAGAGGGACUAUCAGCAGGCGUUGCAUUACUUCAGGCAAGCAGCAGAUGCUGGCGAUGCUGGUGCAAUGAGCCACUUGGGCCACAUGUAUGCAAAUGGAGUUGGAGUGGAGAGGAACAACGACACGGCAUUAGAGUGGUUCAAGUCGGCCACAGCAAAAAAUCACCCAAAUGGGCACUAUGGCCUUGGCUACAUGUACCUGUCAGGCUAUGGCGUGGAGAAAGAUUUGAAGGUUGCGGCUCAGCAUUUUCAAAAGGCUGCAGAGAUGAAUCACCCGGAGGCUCAAUAUCAUUAUGGGAUGAUGCACCUGCAUGGGUGGGUGCCCCAGUCUCCAACAAGCCCCCAUCAGGCACUACAGCUGUUCCAGGCCGCCGCACAGAGCGGCCACUUGUUUGCAAUGUACAAUUUGGCCAUGAUGUAUCUCUCAGGGAUCGGCAGUGAUCAGCCCAAUUGCCAGCCUGCGCUGCGGCUGCUGAAGCAGGUGGCAGAGAGAGGUGAAUGGUGCCAAGUGUUGCAACAAGGGCACGAUGCAUUUGCCAAGCGCGACACAUCUUUAGCACUCCUGUCAUACUUGCGUGCCGCCCAGAUGGGCUUGGAACUUGGGCAGUCAAAUGCAGCCUGGAUGUUGGAGCACGGUUUGGGUCCGGGUUCCCAGAGGGAGAACAUUCUGUUGGCCCUGGAGCUGUACAAGAGCUCAGCGGAGCAGGACAACAAAGAAGCUCUCUUGUCCAUUGGUGACAUUUAUUAUUAUGGGAGGGGUGUGGAAAAGGAUUGGAGGCAAGCUGCGGCUGUGUAUAGGCAGGCCUUUGAGAAGCGGAAUGCCAGGGCGGCUUUCAAUUUGGGCUACAUGCACCAGUAUGGGGCUGGACUCCCACAGGACUUGCACCUUGCAAAGCGGUUCUAUGACCAUGCUUAUGACUACGAACCAGAUGGGUAUUAUGCGACAAGCCUGGCUGUCCUAUUCUUGAAUGUGCACUCGUGGUGGAACCAAGUGCGGCCGUACAUCCCAGUGAUCUUUCGCUCAAUCGUGGAUCGCCUCUUUAGGCUUGGGCAUGGUAAUGCAGCCUCCGUCCCGACGCCCUGGUGGUCAGGCCACCAUUCAGAACCAGUUGGUAGCAGUGGUGUCAUGGAUGGGAUCAUGAACGCCAUGGAUAUCGAUGCUGUGGGCGAUUUCUUCCAAUACGUGUUUGGCAUUUAUGACAAGGACGAAGUGGGAGAAUUUAUGGAGACCCUUGUGCUGGGUGUGCUUGUUGUGGUGUUCAUGGUGGUGUUCCGACGCAGACACCAGACAAGAGGGAAUGCACAGGCUCGGAACACAGGCAUGGCUAGGCGUGGCAAUGGGGUUGUUGGGGCUCCAAGAGCUGUUGCAAACGAUAUGCCAGCGAUGGUCCCCCAAGCACAAGCCACAGUGAGUACAUCAAGACAGCCGUCAAACCCUGCACAAGGAGUGGAACAGGUUCCAACAGUGCCAGUGGAUUCCUCAAGCAAUCAAGGCACCACUGGCACCAAUCCCACCACAUCAAUGUCCGCACCAGAUGUGGAGGGUGAUUCGAACCCAGGUCAGGAGGCUGCACUGCUGGCGGGCUCAGACCCGAUGCUUGGCAGCCAUGAAGUGGACAGUGGGGCUGCUGGGAGAAGGGAACUCAAAGAACAGCCUGCAGAUGAAUAG